AUGUCUCAAUCAAGCCCUCCGGAGCUGCAGCUCUGUGAGCAGGCAGAGGACACCAUGCUGAGUUCCAACGUGGGCAACACUGGGUCCCCCAAGACCGGGUCCAUCCUUAAACCCGAGGCUGAAAGGAGCCCUGGAGAAAGUCCGGAGACAGAACAGGUGUUAUUCAGCCAGACACGAUGUGACAAAGGUGCAGAGAUGCCAGCUGCUGAGGGGCCACACAGCUACAUCUUUGGGGUCCAAGAAGCAAGAAUAGACCAGAGGGCCUUCACGUGGCCCGUGGAUGAGUUUGAAACUCAAAAAAACUUAAAUGAAGAAGAAGCUUCUUGGGGGUAUGGAGUCAAAGAGCCAGCCCUGACAACCACCUGGAGUGUGCUUGCUGGAGGGGACUCCACCGGUGACUCUGCUCCCGCUGAUAAGGAGGGGCAGGAGAAAGCCAGCAGCAUGCUGAGCGAUUUCUUUCCUCUCGAGAAAAGCAGGCUGCUGAGUCACAUCAGCGGCGGUGACAGGCCACUGCUGUCACCACGAUGCUACACUUCCAUCCAAAGCCAGAGAUUCGAAUCAGACCCGGAAGCAGCCCCCUCUCCACCCAGUGCUCAGCAGUUUAGAAUGUCCCCCAGUUUUUCACGGUACAGCAGGGGUGAUGGCAAGGAACCACGGACCAUCCCCCAACUCACCAAGCACAUCCAGAGCCUGAAGUGGAAAAUUCAGAGAUUCGAAGAACAAUUUGAACAGGAGAAGAAAUACCGGCCUUCACAUGGUGACAAGACUGCUAAUCCUCAAGUUCUCAAAUGGAUGAAUGAUUUGGCUAAAGAUUGCAAAAGGCUGAAAGAACUAAAGCUGAAGAUGUUUGAAGAACAAGGGGGUGCUCCCAAAGCCCGACCCAGAAGCCUAUACUGGGAGCCACCCAGAGGGCCUAGAGAGAAAAAGAUGCCGGAAACCGCAGGCGCUGAGUUGGGCUCCUUCAGAGAGGAGAUUCCAAAAGCUUUAUGCCUGCAAAAGGAAGAGCAGCCCCUACAGGAGGCCAUUAAAGUAACUAGACAAGGCAGGAAGACAAUGGCACCUUAUAGCCGAUACAGAAUGAGCAAUCCAACGUUUCCAAAGCAGUCCUUUAUUCCAGCAAUUCAGGAAGAAGAGGACUCUGAGGACAGUUGUCCACAGGGAAGCCAGCAAUAUUCUUUGCCAGAUCAGAUAUCUCAUCUCACGGUGAGUGAUAGCCCAGUCCCUUCUAAAGAGAGCCAGCCUUUCAGGGUCUUGCCACUAGAGGAAAACAGGGAAAUGAAACCAGCUACCAUCUCCAUGUCCAGUUUACAUGAAGCCCCCCUGCCUGUCCUCCUUGAGCAGUUCCGAGAAGCUAAGGCUGAGAAGAGGAGACUCCAGAGAGCCAUAAGAGAAUUUGAUGAUCAAUUUUAUAAGCAAACAGGAAGAAAUCCACAAAAGGAAGAUAGAAGACCAAUUGCUGAUGAAUACUCUGAAUACAAGAACAUAAAAGCCAGGCUGAAACUUUUAGAAGCUCUCAUCAGCAAGCAAGAUAAGGACCAAGGAUUCUGA
Molecule: messenger RNA, 1548 nt
Organism: Sorex araneus (European shrew)
Lineage: Eukaryota; Metazoa; Chordata; Mammalia; Eulipotyphla; Soricidae
Product: protein FAM13C-like
Exons: 1
Coding region: 1-1548 (515 amino acids)
Source: RefSeq, a predicted model, not a curated record